Nycticebus coucang (slow loris) is the source of this 4017-nucleotide messenger RNA. It is a transcript of the gene SLC35E4, whose product is annotated as solute carrier family 35 member E4. The record is from RefSeq and is a predicted model, not a curated record. Gene Ontology annotation, molecular function: antiporter activity. Lineage: Eukaryota; Metazoa; Chordata; Mammalia; Primates; Lorisidae. Bases 2423 to 3478 code for a protein of 351 amino acids. The transcript is spliced from 2 exons. Gene Ontology annotation, cellular component: Golgi apparatus.
GCGCCGCCCGACAGAUUUCUAUUACCCCUCAAUCCCUGUCAACUGAGCUCUGAGAAAGGCCAAGGGUGUUUUUGUUUUUAAAAAUUUUUAUUGCUAGGCCAGGCGUGGUAGCUCAUGCCUAUAAUUCUAGCAUUUUAGGAGGUAGAGAUGGGUAGAGUGCUUGAGCUCAGGAGUUCCAGACCAGCCUGUUCAAGAGCGAGACCUCAUCACUACUAAAAUUGGAAAAACUAGCCUGGUGUUGUGGAGGAUGACUGGGCAAAACUGAAAAAAGUUAUUGCCUUUUCUUGAGGGAAACUUACUGGAAAUUUGACAAAUUCCCAAAAGAAUAUAAGCUCUAGGCACCCCAGUUUCCUAGUUUCUCAGGAAAUAGAGGGGGAGCUGUCUCCUUGGCAGGCUCAGUUUUUCUCCCACAGUCCUUUCUGGAGAAACCCAGUCUAAAUGUUACCAGUUUUUGAUUCUCAGCCUGGAAAUUACCCCAGCUGCAACCCUUGCCCUGCAAUGUGGGGCAUUGCAGCAGUGAUUUGCAGACUCAAGCAGGCGUCAGAAUCACCAAGGCAAAUGUGACAAUGUAGAUUCCCGGCCCGCAGCUGAUAGAAAGCUGGAGCAGAUCUGUGAGGCUGGGGUUUUUAACUCCACCUAAGGGAUUGUGAUGAGUUGCAGAGCAUUUGCAGCCAUUCAGCGAAAUGACCACCAGAGGGCGCCAAGAGCCGGUCUGAGCCGGUCUUGUCCACCAGGCAGGUUGCUGUCAUUAAGGAUCAGACUACAACACAGGGGUGAGCGUAUUUCCGUAGGCAAGAUCUUCUGCAGGAGAAGGAAGCCCAGUGACAGGAAAGAGGAUUAUAGCUCACACUGGGCACUUGGCUGGGCCUUGGUCCUUGCGUCCCUGGAUUCCAGAACUUAGAAGCCAGGGCUCUGCCUGUAACCUGGGUAACCUGUCCUGCCCUGGGGCACGCUAUUUACAACCCUAAACUCAGAGAGCGACUGUCGAUUUGGGUGAGAAAACCGAGACCAAUCAGGGGUAAAGGCUCAGGGACAGCUACUCUGCCUUCCAGCCCAGGGCUCUGUCCCAUCAGGGCCAGAGGCAGGGAGUGGACCUCAGGAAGUCCAGCUAUGAGUCAGCUACCAGCACUUAAGGGACAGGACGGGGGCUGCUGACUGGGGAUGGAUGCCGGCUGCCUGCUUCCGCAGCUGUGGGUAUCUCUGGUGAUUCAGUUUCCCUCUGCUGGCAGGAGAGGGGACUCCGCCCAGGGCUGGUAGGCUGGGAGGAUGCUGGGGCUAGGGAGGGGUGAUGGCGAUGGAGGGGCUUUAAGGGAUUCCAUAAAUCCUCUGCUGGAUGCCGAGGUCCCAUGAGGUCAUUGUGGCCAGAGAUCAGGUGGGCCUGAGACUAGUCUUGGGUCCUGAGUCCCUGCUCAAUGUCCAGCUCUUUGAAGAUAGCUUGGGCGGCCAUGUGGGAUACCCCAGUGUCUCUAGCACUAUGUAUUGGUUUAUAUGGGGCGCUCGAUUUUGCGCUGGGUGGGAAGGGCCUGAUCUCCCCUGUGGCGGGGACAUACAGGCUGACCACUCCAGCUAAGGGAGCUCUAUUGAGCACACGCUCAGGCCGAGAGCCCAGGAGGCGCUAACAGGGGAAUGUCAGCCUGCGGGGGAGGAACCGGGAGGGGGCGCGGUGGGGGUGGAGCGAGCCAGCCCACCCCACUCUGGGGGCGGGGCCAGGCCGGGAACCCCGGCUCAACCCAACUUUCCGGUUAGGACGCGGGCGGCGGCCUUGGCGGCAGGGUAGGCGGGGCCGCUCCCGCCGGGCCGGUCCCGAACUGGAUUGGAGCCUGGCGGGAGCUGCUGCCGGAGCCGGAGCCACAGCUAGCAGUCGGAGCCUCAGGGAGCCAAAGCUAAAGCGUCGGCCUUGCUGGAGCAGAGCCGAGCUCACCACCUAGCACAGGCCGGAGCACGUCUCCCUCACUGCCUGGGACUGGAGGAAAGAGCUGCAACCUUUCAGGUAUCGGUGGGGAGGGAAUCCUGACUGCCCCUCCCAGGCCUGGUCACGGCGUGAGCACGCAGGAGUUCCCGCUGUCUGGAUACCCACCCUAACGGCCUGAGGACCGAAGAGAAAAAGGGAGUGAGGAGUCCAUCUAAGAGCAUCGCUUGGGCACUAGGCGCGGAGGAGAGUGGAGACCUCCUGGCACAGGGUAGAAGUGCCGGGCUUGAGCAUCGUAGAGGCAGCCACGACCUUGGCUCUGUCUCGAGCACGGUCAUGUCAGCUCCCAGACCUCACCGGGCACAGGCCUGGCACAAGUAAACAGUGCUUUCACCUGAGACUGGGGACAGGGGCAGAGGAACCCGGAUCAGGCCUUGCCCACAGCCGAGCUCACUAGCAGCCCAGAGCUGGUCACUGGGCUGCCCACUUUCUGCCCUAGUCCCGCUGGUGCGGAUGUGCCACCCCCCACUGGAGCACCAUGAUGCCAGGAUGACCUCAGGUGAAGCAGCAGCAUUAGCUGGUGGUGCUCAGGUGGCGAGGCCCUCGGAGUGGCCUCCUGGCAGCCCCCAGGCCCUUGGGCAACUUGGCCGAGCCCGGGUGGCCAUGGCAGCACUGGUGUGGCUGUUGGCAGGAGCCAGCAUGUCAAGCCUCAACAAGUGGAUCUUCACUGUGCACAGCUUCAGACGGCCCCUGCUGCUCUCAGCACUGCACAUGCUGGCAGCAGCACUGGCAUGCCACCGGGGGGCACAGCGCUCCAUGCCAGGUGGCACCCGCUGCCGUGUGCUACUGCUCAGCCUCACCUUUGGCACCUCAAUGGCCUGUGGCAACGUGGGACUGAGUGCCGUGCCUCUGGACCUAGCUCAGCUGGUCACCACCACCACACCACUGUUCACAAUGGCCCUGUCAGCACUGCUGCUGGGCCGUCGUCGUCACCACCCGCUUCAGUUGGCUGCCAUGGGACCCGUCUGCCUUGGGGCUGCCUGCAGCCUGGCUGGAGAGUUCCGGGUGCCUCCCACGGGCUGUGGUUUCCUGCUGGUAGCCACGUGCCUCCGAGGCCUCAAGUCUGUUCAGCAGAGUGCCCUGCUGCAGGAGGAAAGGCUGGACGCGGUGACUUUGCUGUAUGCCACCUCGCUGCCCAGUUUCUGCCUGCUUGCGGGUGCGGCACUGGUCUUGGAGGCUGGUGCGGCCCCACCGCCCACUCCUGAUGACUGUCGCCUCUGGGCCUGUAUCCUGCUCAGCUGCCUCCUCUCUGUGCUCUACAACCUGGCCAGCUUCUCCCUGCUGGCCCUCACCUCAGCCCUCACCGUCCAUGUCCUGGGCAAUCUCACCGUCGUGGGCAACCUCGUCCUAUCCAGGUUCUUGUUUGGCAGCUGCCUCAGUGCCCUUAGCUAUGUGGGCAUUGCACUGACUCUUUCAGGAAUGUUCCUUUACCACAACUGCGAGUUUGUGGCCUCCUGGGCUGCCCGCUGGGGACUGUGGUGGAGAGACCAGCCUGGCAAGGAUCUUUGAGACCUGGAGGAACUCCGAGUCUACCUGGGACAGACCCAGACUGAAUCUAACCUCAGCCAGUGGCCAUAGGAAAAGUGGAGAACAGGCAGCUGCCACUGCUGGGGGCCGUGGGAGCGGGAGGCACCUUCUGGAAGGGCUGCCUCAAAGGCUGGAACAGGGACUUCAGAGAGACCUACCUCCUGUCCUUGCCUGCCUCACGCCCAUCACAGACCCUGCUCACCACUGGAUGGUGAGUCAAGCCUGGCACAGUCACUAUGUUUGUUGGAGUAAUUAUUAGGAUCAGUAUCAACUAGAGCACCAAAAAUUGCUGGGCAAACUUUGAAGACCUCAACAUGUUACAAUGACGAUGAUGGUGAUCCUUGGCGGUUGCACCAUCCUUCCUUCAGUGGGGGAGGCAGCUAGGGGUCCAGGGAAGGGCUUCUUUGCUGUCAGGUUCCUCUAGGGAGUCAGGUAGUAUGUGCCAACUCUAGGCAGCUGCUGUGGCCUCACCUUUGGGCCCCCCAGUUUUGGGUCAUCCGUCCUCAAAUAAACUAUUUUUG